AUGAAACCAUUCUUACCUCUCAAUGGUAAUCAAAGCAUUCCCACUGAUAAAAUAGAUUCCUAUAUCUCAUAUAUGGUAUAUAAUGUUAAAACAAUAUAGUCCCAAGUGUACAGUGUUUAAUAAUUUAUGCUCAUUCAGGCGCAAAAUUAGAUCAUGUAGGCUCAACUAUUAAAAUUGCAAAGCGGCACUUAAAACUAGAAUGUCAUUUUGCAAUAAAAAAUAAGAUAAUUGUUAGAACAGAUUUUAUAAAAAGGAACAUAGAUUUCCAUCAAAGACUCUAUUCCAUCUUCUAAAAUGCCAAUUUUGGCUAAAUAUAUAGCUAACAUUUUUAUAUAUCUAAUGAAAUAAUGUUCUUCAGAUUAAGAUGAAAUCACAUUGAAUUAUAUAAAGGACCCAAAUUCAAUUGUUGUUGAUUAGAAACAAUGGGAUUUAAUAUGUGAGAUAAUCAGUAAGAAGUUAGUUUGUCUUGGAGCAAAUGAUAUAUGUUGCACUAAUGAUUCUUAAAUUGGAAUUAUUAGUCAAUCCUUAUUAUUUAGUAGUAUCAUUAGGAAAGUGAUAUUCAAGAAAUUACAUACUUAAAAUGAGGGUGGAAGUGCUCAAUAGAUAAGCUUUUAAACUCUGAACGAUUUAUUGGGAUAGGAGAGCAGAUCAGAUGAAUUCCUAUAUAAAUUUUUAUGUGAAGAGGACAAGAACACGAUGACUAGACAGUCAUGUUAGAUAUCUUUAGAAAAGAUGUUCCAAAAAAGCAAUUAGUACUUUCAUUAAUCAAACCUAAUAGAGUAAAUUAUUGAGAAUUAAAAAUAAUUUACAGUUAAUGGAAAUUUUGAGCAUCAUGCUGAAAAGUACUUGAACAUAAUUAAAAUAUACUAGAAUUGUGAUCAAAAACAAGUGACUGAACAAUUAGUCAAUGGAUUAUUCUUGAAUUCUUAGCAAAUAGAUUGUAAAGAGUUCAUCUUCAAUUCCAAUCAACUUGAGGAGAAACUCUAAAAAAUCUUAUUUAUGUUUGUGGAAUUAGUAAGAAUAGAGAAUUCCAUAAUCUAGAUAGUGUUGGAAAAUAAAAUAUCUGAAGAACCUUAGAAAAACCCUCUGGAAUACUAUGCUAGGUUGAUAGAGAAGAUAAAGAACAAAUGUAGGAGUAAGGAGGAUGAGUUUUGCAAUUGUAAAAGAUGUCAGUGCAUAAAGAGAAAUCGAGAUAGUGCUCGAGAAGCACAGAAGAGAAAGAGGGAGGCUCUGGAGAAGAUAGGCCCACUGUAGUAGGAGUAUGAGAAGAUAAACAAGAAGGUUAAAUUGUUAGAGUUCGACAAUUCAAAACUGAAAGCAGCUUUAUUCGAAGCUUUAAGAAACCCAGUAAUAGAAAAUAUUAUCAAAACACAAUAUUAAAGUGCUUUUUCCAAUAUAACAAAUAUGAUGUAGCAGGAAUCAUAAGAAGUAUACAAAGAGGAGGAUUAAUCGCAAUCAUGAGAGUAGAUUGAUUUUUUAUUUGUAUGUAAUGUUUAUGCUUCACAAUAGAAAUA
Paramecium tetraurelia is the source of this 1514-nucleotide messenger RNA. RefSeq lists its product as uncharacterized. The record is from RefSeq and is a predicted model, not a curated record. Lineage: Eukaryota; Ciliophora; Oligohymenophorea; Peniculida; Parameciidae. The transcript is spliced from 5 exons.